Messenger RNA from Syzygium oleosum, 1710 nucleotides. RefSeq lists its product as uncharacterized. The transcript has 8 exons. The coding region runs from base 298 to 1296 and encodes 332 amino acids. Lineage: Eukaryota; Viridiplantae; Streptophyta; Magnoliopsida; Myrtales; Myrtaceae. The record is from RefSeq and is a predicted model, not a curated record.
UGCGAACCUUCCUUGUAUACGAAGGCUUGAAAGUGACGAAAGGACCGCGCGACGCCGGGUCGAACGCUCGCAACGUAGCUUUUGCCCAGCAACGCGAGUGACACUACACCCGCUGCGUUUGGCCAAGUGGAGGAGUCGAAAGCCAAAGGUUUUUUGGCCAUGGCGAUUGCCCCCAUUUCUUUUUCCCUUUUGUUUUCUUCUUUUCUUUUGUGUGGUCGACAAAUUCCAUCACUUUAGUUUCGCGCGCAGAGCUUUUAAGAUGUGAGCUUUGAGGCGAAGCACUGGAGGAGAGAAACGAUGGCCGUUCACUGCACUUGCCUGCACUUUUCUUGCAGACUUCCCGUCGUGUCGCCUUCUUUAUCCCCGGUACAGCCUACCCAGUCCAUUUCGACCCAUAAGGGCUCGAGCUGCUUCAACUCGGAGGCACUCAAGCUCUGCACUCGCAGGUUGGAGGGUCCUGUUCCCUCUGUUGUUUCGGAAGGAAGCGCGGUUGAAACGAGCUCUUCCACCUCUGGUUUCUAUAAACUCACUUACUUAGAGGGGAACAGUUGGCUUUGGGAUGUGGGUGGAUUGAGGCUUUUGGUUGAUCCAAUCUUGGUGGGUAACUUGGACUUUGGCAUCCCCUGGCUCUACGAUGCUGCCAAGAAAUUCUUGAAGAAUUUCCAGCUCAGCGAUCUUCCUGAUGUUGAUUACUUGGUAAUUACCCAAAGCCUGGAUGAUCACUGCCACUUGAAGACGUUGCGGCCACUUUCGGAAAUGAAACCAGAUCUGAGAGUGGUUGCUACUCCCAAUGCCAAGCCUUUACUGGAUCCCCUUUUCAGAAAUGUCACUUAUUUAGAACCUGGCCAAAGCUGUGAAGUGGAAGCAAGAACGGGUCCAAAGGUCAGAAUUCAGGCCACUCCAGGACCAGUUUUAGGUCCUCCUUGGCAAAGGCCUGAGAACGGGUUUCUCGUAUCUCUACCAGGACAAUUGAGUCUUUACUAUGAACCCCACUGUGUUUAUAACAAGAGUUUGCUGGAGAAAGAACGGGCUGAUAUUGUUAUUACACCGGUUAUUAAGCAGCUUCUUCCAAAUUUUACCUUGGUCUCAGGGCAAGAGGAUGCUGUUCAACUUGCUAAGCUGCUGCAGGCCAAGUUUGUCGUUCCGAUGAAGAAUGGAGACCUCGACGGCAAAGGAUUUCUCGCUAGUAUAAUCCAGGCUGAAGGAACAAUAGAAUCGUUUAAGGAGCUCUUGUCUAAGGAAAUGCCAGAUGCUCAAGUGCUGCAACCUACUCCUGGAGUACCCCUUGAGAUAUAACCUUGACUUGCUGUCGUUUGGAAGUGUAUGUUCACACAGCCAACGUUUAUUUCGAGUUUCAACCAUCGUGCAGCUGCACUGUGAGCAGAGGGCCCCAAUGCAGCUAUCUUGUUGGAGAAACUCAUUCUCAGGCUCGUACAUGUAAUCCUGUAAUGGUUUUCAGUGGAAUACCUGAAUAUGUCCUAUGUAUAUAUCAGGCACAAUAUUUCCAGCAUCUUGUGUCUUGAUCGGUUUCGAAAGUACUCUCGAUCUUCGUACUUGUCCUAUCCAGUUAGGGUGGUUCCAGGGGCUUCUAUACAAACGAAGUGCUUGAUCUAAAAGUCGGGUAUGGUAUACAUAGAUAGGAGAUGUAAUUACAUUUCCAUUUACUAUCUGCAUUUCUCAUCUACGGUUAACAGUCUAAUUCCUGUUGAA